GGUAACCUGGCCAGCACUUUUGAUAUACAAUAGCUCCCAGAUUCAUAAUGGUUAGAAAGUUGAAGCACCACGAACAGAAGUUGUUGAAGAAGGUUGACUUCCUCGACUGGAAGCAGGACUCAGGCCACCGCGACACCCAGGUCAUGAGAACCUACCAUAUUCAGAAGAGAGAAGACUACCACAAGUACAACAAGAUGUGCGGUGAUAUUCGCAAGCUCGCACACAAAUUGUCACUUUUACAGCCAACUGAUGAUGUGCGUGUCAAGCACGAACAGUUGUUGUUGGAGAAGUUGUACGCCAUGGGGAUCCUCUCCACCAAGUCCAAGAUCUCGGAUCUCGAGAACAAAGUCACCGUUAGUGCCAUGUGCCGUCGUCGAAUUGGAGUUGUCAUGUGCAGAUUAAAGAUGGCUCAGACUGUUAGCGAUGCUGUCAAGUUUGUGGAACAAGGCCACGUCAGAGUCGGGCCACAUGUCAUCACCGAUCCGGCCUACUUGGUCACCAGAAACUUGGAGGACUACUUGACCUGGGUGGAUGAGAGUAAGAUCAAGCACAACCUUCUCAAGUACAAGAACAAAAUUGAUGACUUUGACUUGGCUUAGGGUGUGGAACAGGGUGUAUAAUAGGUAAUAAACGAAUUAGUAAGGUACGUAGAAACGGC
This is a messenger RNA of Babjeviella inositovora NRRL Y-12698, 658 nucleotides long. RefSeq names its product snoRNA-binding rRNA-processing protein. Gene Ontology annotation, biological process: rRNA processing. The transcript has a single exon. Gene Ontology annotation, molecular function: snoRNA binding; rRNA binding; structural constituent of ribosome. The record is from RefSeq and is a predicted model, not a curated record. Gene Ontology annotation, cellular component: small-subunit processome; small ribosomal subunit; Mpp10 complex. Bases 48 to 599 code for a protein of 183 amino acids. Lineage: Eukaryota; Fungi; Ascomycota; Pichiomycetes; Serinales.